CAUUGGGACCCGCUCUCGACCCGCUUCUUGCCGCUUCCCGAACAUGCAAGCCCGCCCUGGCGGCGGACGACAAGCAAGGAGAGUUCCGCUAGCUUGAAGCUGCAGGUACUCCGGCUUUAAGGAGUUUCGUUCAACAGCUUCGCCGGCACAGGAGACAGCAGGAGGCACCAGGCGCACGCAAGACCGGUGCGAGACAGCGCCCGAACGGUUCGGCAUCAUUCGUAAGUCGGGUUUGCGAUCUCCAUGUUCGUGAACCGGAGAGCGGUUGGCCGAAACCAACGGCUGGCCUGCGCGCGCUACUACGGUACUGCUGAGCACCAGCGAACAACUUGAGCUGGUUGCUUCGAUGGUAUGCAGCCACUGUUUGUAUAUGCGUUCAAGAUCAAGUCAGCCAUUCGAGGAGUCAAUCCACAAUCACGAACUGACGACGGUUGGCCGCUCACGCACCAAUAAAUCGAGUUCUUUGCAGGCUCCCUUUGGUAGUUGAUACUUGAAUUCCUGCUUGCUUCAAUCGUCUCAGGUACUGCCUUUCUCUGGGUCUACUCGCGCGUGUCCUGACACGUUAGUCUUACUUCACGUCUGCGACAACGAGCGGCGUGCGCUGCUCCCCUGCUCCUUCACGCAGAAAGCAUGAGGCGCACCAAGGCUUCGGCCGCGGCUAUUGCUGCUAUCAUGGCGGCCCUCUGCCUGUUGAGCGCUGCAAGCGCGCAGACCACGGUUACUUGCAACGUUGCGACUCCCACCUGUGACUCGAGUGGCACGCCCACUUGCGCUUCCGGCCAGACCGCCGCCUGCGCCAUCGACACCGCCAUCACCGGCACCGGCAUUUCUUGCGAUGCCAGCGGCAACCUGGUGUGUGACCCGGGCACCACGCCCGUGUGCCAGGUCACCGUAACGUCCAGCAAGAGCGAUGAUCCGGCCACAAUCUGCCGCGGCCAGCGUGUCAAGCACUGCUUCAACACCUUCUCCGGCGGCAUCGGCCACACCACCAGCACCGGACCCACCACGCCCGAUACCUCUAAGGUCAUUUCCGAUGCCAAGACCAAGCACGAGUCCAGCCGCGCCCAGACCUGCUCCGACCUCCGCACCUGCACCAACACCCUCACUGGCUCUGGUUCCGGAUCCGUUCCCGGCGUCUACGGCGGAAGUGGCAACAGCAACAACAACGGUCGCCGCCGGCUCUUCCAAGGGUCUAGCGGUGGCAACGGCAACGGCAACGGCAACGGCAACGGCAACGGCAACGGCAACAGCGGCAGCAACAGCGUCCCCCAGACCAUCCCUACCCGCAUGGCGGAUGACCACGCCACCCUUGCCGGUGCCACCCUGUCUGACGACCAGAUCGAUGCCUACUGUGGCCACACGACCAGUCCCACCACCAUCUCCGUUGCGCAGCAGCUGCGCAAGGGUAGCAAGUACGAUGCGUCCCAGAUCAAGACGAGCAAUGGCAAAUCUAUUGGCAACGUUCCUGGUGGCAACGGUGCCAGCAACGGCAAUGGAAACGGCAAUGGCAAUGGCAAUGGCAAUGGUAAUGGCAAUGGCAACGGCAACGGAAAUGGCAAUGGCAACGGCAACGGAAAUGGCAACGGAAAUGGUAACGGAAAUGGCAACGGAAACGGUAACGGCCACCGUCGCCAGCUGGGCUCCUGCCCCGUUAGCGGCGUCAGCCUGGAUUGCGAUUGCGAGGCCACCACCGGCAUCUGCCAGGCCGCUGCACCCGAGUACGACAGCACCUACGGCUUCUACAUUGCCUCUCUCCAGCCCAUUGGCGUCGUGAAUGACCUGGCGCUGACCACGCGCUCCAACGCCAAGCCGGUGGCCAUCGACAAGAUUGUGUGCGCUGCUGUUGAGGCCGCAUCGAUUGUGAUUGACGGUGCCUGCGACAUGACUAAGGCCGAGGGCUUCACCGUUGGCGAGUGGGCCGGUGCCGGUGCGCUGGUGUAUGUGGGAGAGACCGCCAGCCUGCUGACCAUCCCCGCCGAGUUCGUGUGCCCUGCCAUCAAGAUGGUGUCUCAAGCCGCCAAGCUGGCUUGCUCUACCAUCGCGGAGCAGGCCGAAUUCCUUGAUGGUCUGGUGGACUCGUCCGAGAUCCAGGCCGCUUACCAGAACAGCAAGGUGAUCACCUACAACCAGGGCAAGAUUCAGGAGAAGGUCAUUGACACCACCACCGAGAUUUCCAACCAGCUCAACGAGACCCACAUUGAGAUUGAUGAGCGUAUCGACACCUCCACCACCGACGUUAAGAACACCGUCAUUGACAACAGCAACCACCUGGCCGCGCUGUUGGCCAACGGCACCAAGGCGAUCCUGGAUUCCAUCAACGCCACCGACGUGCGCAUUGAGACCGCCAUCGCCAACGAGCUGACCAACAUCACCACCACCCUCGCCAACGACGUGACCAUCCUGCUGGCCAAGCUGGACGCCGUGCUCGCCAGCAUCACGGCCCAGAUCACCACCCUCACCAACACCGUGAACGCGCGCUUCUGCGACCAACGCGAUCAGGCCGCACUCAUCCAGGAGGAGCUCAACUUCCACAGGCGCCUGAUGCUCACACCCGACGGCCAGCGCCCCGGCUGGAACAACCAGCCCACCAACAAGGGACCCGGCCCCUCGUGCAAGCCCCCCACCGCCUGCAGCGCCGCUGUGGCCACGCUGGUCGGCACCACCGAGCUCGCCACUUGGAACAACUGCAACGCUUGAAGCGGCGACUGACAGAUAGACCUACCUGCGUGUCUGGCCAUACCCGCCGGCGCAACACCAGGUUACAACGCGUUAACGGCUGCUUACAUGGGUUGUAUAUCAUAUUUUGAGUAUAUACAUCAGUAUAUACAAAAUGAACGUAGCAUAUAUAUUGCCGUGCUGAGCUACGGACAGCGCCUGCGCUCAGGCCUGCGCUUUGGACGUCGUUGGGAUCCGGGUUUGAGCGUGAAAUCGUGCCAGGCAGGAGCGUGCGUGUGCCUGGAUUUUGCUUCCCAUAUUGCUCGGAGGGACUCGGACGCGGCAAGGAAACAACCUUGAACACAUAGGCGGUUGGUGAAGCUGCCAUGAAAUAAGCAGGUGGAUAAAUGAGUUUGUUUGGUGCGGUCGUGUGUGUCCUGUGGUUCCUAUCCACCCUUAGUCCAUCGUCUCACACCAAGCACGCAUGAACCCCCCAUGCAUCCAUGGACCUAUCGUUGCACUUGUUGUUAUGCUCUUUACAGGGUAACGGGCCUAUGGUUGCGGAUGGACAUUCGGCAUGGCGGCCAUAAGCCAGCCUAUCUCGAAUGCAUUGUUUGGCUCUGCAGUAGUAGCGCAAAUCCAGGAGGCCAAACCAUCUACAUGUGCAGCUGCACAUAUCUGUGCACACUUCCUGCACCACACCCAUGCAUACGCAUCAGAAGUGCACGCGCUUGUAACCAAACCAAACGGAUAAGAGUGUCCCUCCGUGCAAUGAUGCCGUGCGGCUCCAUACAUGGCGAUGCCGGACAUCCCUGCCCAACAACAUAGUCAGGGGCCACGGCUUCGCCCCAAUGCAAAGAACAUGGAAGGCGGCGGGGAUGCGGGCGAAGCCGCCCUGGUGGCCUGCAUGGUGAGGGCCCAAGCGGUGGACACGGAGUGACACGGGCACAGCGACGAACAUGGGCACCGGGCACAGGUGCCAUUGACAACCGGACAACAGGACCAGCGUGGCCUUGGCGCUGCCGGUUUUUGCUUUUGUUGCUCAAGUUUCAUUGAAUACAACCCGUAGAUGCUCGCUGCUCGAGCUAGCUAUUGCGCGUGUUGCUAUUGCGUUUGGCCGAAGAUAGUUGUCACGCCUCCUAUCACAAAAACCUUGGCAUAUGCAGGUUAAAUUGAUGGCUACAGGUUCAUUAUUCGUAUCCUCAGCACGGAAGGCGCUGGAGGCGCAGGUGUUGAUCUUAAGCAGGAGUCCAA
This is a messenger RNA of Chlamydomonas reinhardtii, 3909 nucleotides long. RefSeq lists its product as uncharacterized. The coding region runs from base 673 to 2697 and encodes 674 amino acids. The record is from RefSeq and is a predicted model, not a curated record. The transcript is spliced from 14 exons. Lineage: Eukaryota; Viridiplantae; Chlorophyta; Chlorophyceae; Chlamydomonadales; Chlamydomonadaceae.